CCGCCCGUCCCGCCUGCCCGCUCGUGGGUCCCCGCGGCAGCGGCGGCUACCCACUGACAGCGGCGGCGGCGCCAGGCCAGCCGUAGUAGCGUAGGGUCGUGCGGCUCAGAGACGCACACCCGGCCGAAGGGCGGCGCGGCGCGAAGAAGGCCGGAGCCGGGUCGCUCGGGAGGAGACCUCGCGGGCGCCAGGCGAGAGGCCGGCGUGAAGGAGCGUGGAGCCAGUGGCUGCCGGCGGCCCGGACCCGCCUGUCCUCGCGGCCGCCGCCGGCAUGAGCCACAUCCAGAUCCCGCCGGGGCUCACAGAGCUGCUGCAGGGCUACACCGUGGAGGUGCUGCGGCAGCAGCCGCCCGACCUCGUUGACUUCGCGGUGAACUACUUCACCCGCCUGCGCGAGGCCCGCUUGCAAGCCGCCAGCCCGCUCGCUGCCCCUCCUUCCGGCUCCCAAGCUCUGGAGCCCGGCCUUGGCCUGGUCACCGACGCGAAGGCGGAGAGCGAGUCGGAGGACGACGAGGACUUGGAUGUCCCAAUUCCUGGCAGAUUUGAUCGGCGAGUAUCAGUCUGUGCUGAGACCUAUAACCCUGAUGAGGAAGAGGAAGAUACUGAUCCAAGGGUGAUUCAUCCUAAAACUGAUCAACAGAGAUGCAGACUUCAGGAAGCUUGCAAAGAUAUUCUCCUUUUCAAAAAUCUGGAUCAGGAACAACUUUCUCAAGUCCUUGAUGCCAUGUUUGAAAGGACAGUCAAGGUUGAUGAGCAUGUCAUUGACCAAGGAGAUGACGGAGACAACUUUUAUGUCAUAGAACGGGGAACCUAUGAUAUUUUAGUAACAAAAGAUAAUCAAACUCGCUCAGUCGGUCAGUAUGACAACCGUGGCAGUUUUGGAGAACUUGCUCUUAUGUACAACACCCCAAGAGCUGCUACCAUUGUCGCCACUUCUGAAGGCUCCCUUUGGGGACUGGACCGUGUGACUUUUAGAAGAAUCAUAGUGAAAAACAAUGCAAAAAAGAGAAGGAUGUUUGAAUCAUUUAUUGAAUCUGUGCCCCUCCUUAAAUCGCUAGAGGUGUCAGAACGAAUGAAGAUUGUGGAUGUAAUAGGAGAGAAGGUCUAUAAGGAUGGAGAGCGCAUAAUUACACAGGGUGAAAAGGCUGAUAGCUUCUACAUUAUAGAGUCUGGCGAGGUGAGCAUCUUGAUCAGAAGCAAGACUAAAGCAAACAAGGAUGGUGGGAACCAAGAGGUCGAGAUUGCCCGUUGCCAUAAGGGGCAGUACUUUGGAGAGCUUGCACUGGUCACCAACAAACCCAGAGCUGCUUCGGCUUAUGCAGUGGGAGACGUCAAAUGCUUAGUUAUGGAUGUACAAGCAUUUGAGAGGCUUCUGGGACCCUGCAUGGACAUCAUGAAGAGAAACAUCUCACACUACGAGGAACAGCUGGUGAAGAUGUUUGGCUCCAGCAUGGAUUUGAUCGAUCCCGGGCAGUAGGGAAUUCCCAUUGGACCUAUUCGCAUAUAUCAAGUUUGUCAGCUGACUCAGGCAUUCAUCCUGAAGAUCAACGCUUUGUUUUUAAAAAUAAAAAUUAUUCACAAUUUCAUAGAAUUACUGUAAAAACCUUUCUAAUUAAGGUGUCGGGCCAUUUGGGAUUCCAGUUAUUAACCCCAGAGGAAAGUGAUUUAGUUUAUAUUUUGAAACUUUUUUAACCUUUUAAUUCUAUCAGGUAGAAUGCUCAUGAAUUAUCUCAAUUAACUAAAUAUAUCUCAGAAUGAUUUUUUUUUUCUUCAGAAUGACUUAGAAUCAAGAAGCUACAAGAGAUCCUAAAAACAGUGUGAAGGCUGCAUAGAGAUAUUUUGAAUGUUGUAGCCAAGUUUGUAUUAAAUCAAGAGGCCUUUCCCAAUAUGAUUUAUUUUUUAAUUUUAUGUAACUCAAUAGAUCCCUGAGAGAUCACAUUCUAGGGCUUGAGUCAUUCCUGUUGUAGAUAAUGAUGGAGACCAUACGUCACUUCCGUUGUCCACAUACGCCAGGCUCUCUGCUUUUGCCAUGGACCAUCUGGUGGAGAGAUUUCCAGAGGGGUGACCUACCACAACCUUGGUCAGUUCUCACUUUUUAUCAUGUUCUGUGAAGUGACAGCAGAAGGACUCUGUUCACACUGCCCUAGGUAGCAGCAUUGUAGCUCUCAGAAUCAUGAAAGGUUGUAACUGAUACCCCAAAACAGGCAGCUAGCACUGGGAAAGCCCAUGUGGUUUUUCCCAUGAUUUUCCAAGGUUGUUCUUCUCCAGGGUGUUGCUUUACUAUCAAAUAAGUUAGGAAAGCAGAUUUUGCACUUUAGCAGACAGGAAUCACCCAUUUCCUGCAAAAGUAGCAGGCACAUAAAGGUCUGGCCCCAACUAUGUGAGGACGCUGUUUAAACACUGAGCAGAUGCCCCUUUGUGCCCCCAUGCCAGCUUUAGUCAGGGCUGGCUGUGUGCUUAGUGCCAGAGUCACUCCUCCAGGCUGCUAGGCAUGGGCCUUUUCAGCCUGCCUCCUUGCACAUCCCAGUUCAGUCUUCCCCUUCACAGAGGCCUCUUUGAUACCCCCAACUCACUGAUGGCUGCUGUUUUAUAGAGUAAAGUCCAUCAUUUCAAGUCCUCCUGCUCUAACUACAGAUUGACAUAUGGAUCAUGAGUCCAGACCCUCACUGCCUACCUGGCCCUUUGGGGGGUUGGCUUGAGGAAGACCUUAAAGGCACCAGUGUGAGUGAAAUAGGAUACAACCAUUACCAAGGUGCCAGGGGUCUGACAGUGUUCCAGUUCUCUUUGCAGCAUGGGAAACCAAAGGUGGCAGACCAAGUUCAGCUGAGGGCUCUGGUGUCCACAUUAUGUCAGGCAAGCCCUGAACUUUUGGGUGAGCCUCAAGGGGAGGAGCAUAUUGGGAAGAGAUCUCUUUGUUAAUUGCUUUAUAUUGCUUCCAUAUAUUGCUUCCAUGGGUUAGAAUUUCAUGCCCUCUUUCCUGGCUUUGCUGUUGGUUUGGGAUGGUGAAGUAUAUUCCUGAGAGCCUUGAGGUCCAACCUACAGUAUUAUUUUUCCUUCUGGCCCCAGUUUAUUGCACCCACUCUGUUCUUUUGGCUGUAUUCUCUGAAGGAAGGGUUCAUGUGCACUAUCCUCUUAGUUGAUAGUCUUUAUAUAUGAUUGCUACAGAUUUUCAAGUGAGAGUGCAGCUUUUCUUUGAGCAGUUUAAUGAGUGAAUUCAGCAGCACAGUGGCGAGAAAUGGUUCUGUAGCUAGGAGGGGUCAUGUUCAUCUUCUUAUUGCCCAGAUUCUCUGCUCACAAUGGUAGUCAAUGAGAAGCUCCACUGGUGCCCACCAGCACCCUGGGCACACAAAAUUACUCAUGUCCUGUCACAGUGUAGAAACAAUCUUCUCUUGUUUCAAAAAAGUGAAAGAGCAUUUUUGCACAGAGAAAAAGGAAAAAGACCCCUGAAUGUCAUCUUUUAACUUUUGUUUUCAGUUGGCUAAUGUUGGAAUUUUUGUUCAUGACAUGUACUUGUAAAUUAUUCUUGCCAAGAUACAAGUUGUUUUGGUUUUUCACUACAAUUACCUCUUGUUCCUCCUGUCUUGACUGCUGACGUUCCUCAACGAUUCUAAUGUCUAUUUUAUGGGAAGCAGCCUUCCCCUGUGGGUUUCCUUUUUUCACACUGCAGGGCUAUCUUUAUACUUAAAAAAAAAAAAAAAAAAAAAAGAGAAAACUGUCACUAACCUCAUGGGGGAUUUACAGAAAACCAUUUAGUCCACCUUGAGCAAAAGGUAGAUUCCUCAUUGUUUUCUUAAGCUCAUUGUAAUAAAAGAAAUCUAAUUCAGCAUUAUUGUGCUACCUCAAAGGUAAAAUGUUUUAAGGUCUUUUUUUUUUUGGUCCUGAGUUCUACACAUAGUGUUUGAAAUGUCUUUCAAUUAGAAUUGUUUUUAAAUCAUUGGGGACGAUCUUAUUUUAACUGUUUUACACUUGUAUUUUAAUCUCAGAAGAAUAAGUGAUUAGAAAGUGAUCAAUUCUUGCUCUGUAGUAUUGAACAUAAUUAAAUCAUUGUUUGCCAUAAACAAGGUUGGGUUUUUUAAAAGGAAACUCUGGGGGCUUGGCUUUCCUCUUGGUUAAUAAAGGCUGACAAAUCAUGUCUGA
Molecule: messenger RNA, 4137 nt
Organism: Hyaena hyaena (striped hyena)
Lineage: Eukaryota; Metazoa; Chordata; Mammalia; Carnivora; Hyaenidae
Gene: PRKAR2A
Product: protein kinase cAMP-dependent type II regulatory subunit alpha
Exons: 12
Coding region: 272-1477 (401 amino acids)
Biological process (GO): regulation of protein phosphorylation
Cellular component (GO): cAMP-dependent protein kinase complex
Molecular function (GO): cAMP-dependent protein kinase regulator activity
Source: RefSeq, a predicted model, not a curated record